AAACAGGCGAUUGUCAGGUGCACCUCAUCGUCGACAUCUUGCGAUUUCACGCAGGCCGAGUGUCGCAAGAUCAGCAAGGCGCGUCGGACAAUCGAGACCGAGACCGAGACCGAGACCGAAAAGCGAGGGCAAUCGUCGUUGGAGCCCCUCAGCUGGAGCGUGCUGGGCUGAGAGCUCUCAAAAGUGUUGGGCAGUCGUCGCGCGAGACAAAGCGCCGCGCCGCGCCCGCGCCCGCUCCGUGCCCUUCAUUUCCCGCGCUCGACUCUUUUGAUUGGCUGCCUGCUCCAGUCUGCCCAGAAUGUCGUCGCAGUCGCCGCGGCUGCCGCUCCUGUCGACCCAGCAGCCACGACGGUCGUCUGGCUCGCGAGAACGGGCGUCACCGACGAGCAUCAACAGCGCCGGCACCACCAGCACGACGUCGGCCAGCGGAGGAGACGCCCUCUUCUUCCACGCAGGGCCCAGCAGCAGCAGCAGCAGCAGCAGAAGCAACAGCGGUGCGCUCACAGCGGAGCCGGGCACGAUGGACACAGCGUCGAGCCAGGUCAGAGGCGGCAGUGGCCGCCACGCGCCGAUACGACACACGCAGCAGCGUCGGCGCCAGAGCACCAACACGCACAUCUCGGGCAUGGCUACGCCCGAGAUUGGCGACGAGAACAAGGGCAUGUUCCAUAGGGGCGAGUACUACAGCCAUGAUGAUGGCGCCGACGGGGACGAUGGCUAUGACAACAAGCAGAGGGGCCGCAACGAAGGAGGCAAACGGGGUGACAAUGGCGAGCGCGGGGGCGCAGAUGACGACGACGGCGACGACGACGACGACGAUGACGACGACCUCGUGGCGAUCGAGGGCCACGACGGUGCCCGCUCGGCCCGUGACAACGAUGGCGACGACGACGGUGACGACAAUGGGUAUCGACCAGUGCGUGGGAUGACGGGUUCGGCGACAGACUACACGUCACACGCAGCGCAGAGACGAGCAUUCUGGAGCAAGGCCGUCGUCAACCUGUCGCUGAUUGGGUCCUGGUACUGCUUCUCGACACUGAUGAACCUGUACAACAGCUGGCUCUUCUCCAAGAAGCACUACCACUUCUCCUACCCGCUCUUUGUCACCUCGAUCCACAUGGUCGUCCAGUUUGGCCUCUCGAGCGCCAUUAUGUUCUUCUUUGCCAGCAACCCGCGCAUCGUUCCCCGACGACGCAACGGCAAGCACGCACGCCCAGAUGGCCGCGACUGGCUCUCAAAGGUCGUCCCCUGUGCCCUCGCCACGGCCCUCGACAUUGGUCUGUCGAACCUGAGCCUCAAGACAAUCACCCUGACCUUCUACACAAUGUGCAAGUCGAGCAACCUGGCCUUUGUCCUCUUCUUUGCCUUCCUCUUUGGCCUCGAGAAGCUGCGCCUCUCGCUGAUCGGCAUCAUCGCCCUCAUCACCGUCGGCGUCAUCAUGAUGGUCGCCGCCGAGACUCAGUUUGUGCUCGAGGGCGCCGUCGAGGUCCUCACCGCCUCGGCCAUGGGCGGCCUCCGCUGGGCACUGACCCAGCUGCUGCUCGACCGCGAGAACAUCGGCAUGAACAACCCGAUUGCGACAAUCUUUUGGCUCUCGCCCGUCAUGGCCAUUGCCAUGUUCUGCGUCAGCCUCAUCGUCGAGGACUGGCCCACGAUGGUCAACGGGCCCUUCUUUGACGGCGUCUCGCGCUCCCUCAAGACGGUCCUCCUCAUGGUCGUGCCUGGCUUCAUUGCCUUUUGCAUGAACCUCAGCGAGUUUGCCCUCAUCCAGCGGACGUCGGUCGUGACGCUGUCCGUCGCCGGCAUCUUCAAAGAGGUCCUCACCAUCUUUGUCUCGAGCACCAUCUUUGGCGACGAGCUGACGGCCAUCAACGUCACGGGCCUCUGUGUCGCCCUGACGGGCAUCGGGCUCUACAACUGGCUCAAAUACCGCAUCCUCACUGGUCGCAUCCAUGACGGCAGCCCUGGCGGCCUCGCAACGAUGACGGCGGCGGACCGGGGCGCCGGCUACACCCACCUCGCAGGCGAGCCCUCGUCGUCGUCAGUCGCUGCCGCUGCGACAUCGUUCUUCAAGGGCCGCCGGCGAGGGAGAGAGCCGGGGCAGAGAGCGGGCGACGAGAAUGGCGAAGAGAAUGACGUGCUGUUCGACGACGAGCAGCAGGCCGGGUCCGGCGCACCGAGCAGCCUGGCGAUGAGCGAGCGCGACGAGGCGUCGUCGACGAGGAACACGAGCCCCGCCACGCGGUCCCACAGCCACCAUCACCCGCUGUCCGAGGCAGAGCGGCAGAGGCUGGCCAAGCGCGAGGAGGAGGCCGACCUCUUUGGCUGGGAGCACAGCGGGACAACGACGACGGGCAACGGCUAUGUCGAGGGCAGCGACACAGAGUAGCCAGUUCUUGCUUCAUCUCUGUGUCUCUCUUUACUCUAAUCCGAUGCUCGAACAGAAAAAUAGAAUUGUUUUGCUCGUUG
This is a messenger RNA of Acaromyces ingoldii, 2469 nucleotides long. RefSeq names its product TPT-domain-containing protein. Gene Ontology annotation, cellular component: Golgi apparatus; endoplasmic reticulum-Golgi intermediate compartment; cis-Golgi network. The transcript has 4 exons. Lineage: Eukaryota; Fungi; Basidiomycota; Exobasidiomycetes; Exobasidiales; Cryptobasidiaceae. Gene Ontology annotation, biological process: UDP-glucose transmembrane transport. The record is from RefSeq and is a predicted model, not a curated record. The coding region runs from base 299 to 2389 and encodes 696 amino acids. Gene Ontology annotation, molecular function: antiporter activity.